Messenger RNA from Strongyloides ratti, 480 nucleotides. RefSeq names its product Histidine triad nucleotide-binding protein 1. NCBI's taxonomy places the organism in Eukaryota, Metazoa, Nematoda, Chromadorea, Rhabditida, Strongyloididae. Bases 1 to 480 code for a protein of 159 amino acids. The record is from RefSeq and is a predicted model, not a curated record. Gene Ontology annotation, cellular component: nucleus; cytoplasm. Gene Ontology annotation, molecular function: hydrolase activity. Gene Ontology annotation, biological process: purine ribonucleotide catabolic process. The transcript is spliced from 5 exons.
AUGGUUUUUUAUAAUAUUAAGGACAUCUUUGAUGAUUUUGGUGUUACAAUUAAAAAUUAUUAUAUUAUUGAAUGUUUGCAGUCAAAAAAAGCUAUGACUUCUGAGAUUGAGAAAGCACAAACAGCAUCUGCUGAGACUCAGCAGGAGACAAUUUUUGAUAAAAUCAUUAGAAAAGAAAUUCCUGCUAAAAUUAUUCAUGAAGAUGAUGAUACAUUGGUUUUUUAUGAUGUAGCACCACAAGCUCCAGUUCAUUUUCUUGUUAUUCCAAAACAAAGAAUAUCUAUGCUUGAAAAAGUUAAAUCAGGAGAUGAAAAUAUAUUAGGAAAACUUAUGAUCACAGCUGCUAAAUGUGCUUCAGAACUUGGAUUAAAGGAUGGUUAUAGGGUUGUUGUUAAUAAUGGAAAACAUGGCUGUCAAUCUGUUUAUCAUUUACAUCUUCAUGUUCUUGGUGGUAGACAACUUGGAUGGCCACCAGUUUAA